AUGGCUCGCUACCUUCUUGCUGCCGUUUCGCUGCUCGUCGCCCUCGCUGGCGCCACCAAUGGUCCGGAUGAGGAUGGCAAGUACACCAUCUCGGCCGAGGGUAUCCGCGCUCAAUUCAUUCCCUACGGUGCCAGCUUGACCAACCUGUUCAUCAAUGACACCAGUGGUACCGAGCGCGAUAUUGUACUGGGCUUCGAUAAUGCAACCUUCUACACCGAGGACACCGUGCAUCCUCACUAUGGCGGUGUGCCAGGCCGAUAUGCCAAUCGUAUCAAGAACUCGACCUUUGUAAUCGAUGGAGAGGAGUUCCAUGUUGAUCCAAAUGAAAACGGCGGUGCUGAUACUUUGCACGGAGGCUCCAAUGGCUGGGAUCACCGCAACUUCACCGUCGUAUCUUACACUUGCGACUCAAUCACAUUCUCUAUCGUCGAUCCUGAUGGCGAGCAAGGCUUCCCCGGCGAGGUCAUCUCUUACAUCACCUACACCGUCAAGCCUUACGAAUGGGACCUGAAGAUGGUCGCACUCGCAACGACAAAGAAGACUCCAAUCAUGCUAAGCUCCCACGUCUACUGGAAUCUCGACGGCUUCCAAAAUCCGGACACCACCAACACCGACAACCACACGCUCCACCUGCCCUACUCCGGUCAACGCGUCGGCGUCGACAACAUCCUCAUCCCCGACGGCACCAUCCUGCCCAACCAGCAAUACUCCGUCAACGACUUCUGGUCCAGCCCCAAACAACUCGGCGCAAACCUCACCUCCCCCGAUAUCCACGGCAACUGCGGCUUCAACUGCUCCGGCUACGACACCUGCUACCUCGUCAACCGCGCCCAGAACGGGCCCUACGACUGGCACACCGCACCCGUCGCCUCCCUCUACUCCGCCUUCUCCGGCAUCACCGUCGACGUCUACUCCGACCAAGACGCCUUCCAGAUCUACAGCUGCCCGGGCCAGUCCCAGGCCGGCAUCCCGCUCAAAAAGACCCAGGGUUUCACCGACGGCUCGCAGCCGCGCUGGGUCCAGGACUACGCCUGCGUCGUCAUGGAGGUCGAGGACUGGAUCGACGCCAUCAAUCAGCCCGAGUGGCAGCGCGACGCUAAGAAUAUCUUUGGGCCCGGCGACCCUGCCUACACGCUCGAGGCGGUGUACAAGUUCACGGUCGACGACGACGCGAAGAACUCUUAUUGA
Molecule: messenger RNA, 1188 nt
Organism: Pseudovirgaria hyperparasitica
Lineage: Eukaryota; Fungi; Ascomycota; Dothideomycetes; Acrospermales; Acrospermaceae
Product: galactose mutarotase-like protein
Exons: 4
Coding region: 1-1188 (395 amino acids)
Biological process (GO): beta-D-galactose catabolic process via UDP-galactose, Leloir pathway; glucose metabolic process
Molecular function (GO): carbohydrate binding; aldose 1-epimerase activity
Source: RefSeq, a predicted model, not a curated record